AUGGACUCCCAACACGCCUCCUUCAGUGACAUGGGGGACCAGUCGAUGAACCCACAGACCCCGUCUCUGUCGGACCAGCUCGACACUCAUCCCCAAGCCCCUCCCAACCGAAACUCGGUCUCCAGUUUCACCAGCACGCACUCGCGAUCGCUCAGCGCCACCAAGAAAAACGUAACUUCAUUACCGGCCAACCUCCUCCCCUCGGCUCCCGCUUCUCCUCCGACGCCCGCUCCCUCCCCGACCCCCCAUCAGCGAUCGCAUACUUGGCCCUCCGCCGACGAGGAAGAAACUACUUUUCUAUUAAACCUCCGCUUGCAUUUCAGUACUCUGUCCAACGCCCGCAAGCAAAAACUCCUCGAGGGGUUAUUGGAUGUCUGCGAUAGCCAGCAACUGAGUUUCGUCUCAAGUUAUGUCGGACCGCGGCUGAGAAAGGACCCGUUUCAAGUUUUUCCUAACGAACUGUGCUUGAGGGUUUUAUCCUUCAUCGACGACCCGAAGACCCUAGCAAGAGCAUCGCAAGUAUCAAGACGCUGGCGAGAGCUAUUAAACGACGAUAUCACCUGGAAGAAUCUGUGCGAGAAACACGCCUACUCGGUACGACGGAUAGCGGAGGAAGACGGCGACAUGGCAGAUUCAUUCUUUUCCCAGCCCGACUUAAGCUCCAGCACUUCUGCGCUGGAGGAUAUGCAGGAAGCUACCGGACAGUCCCCAGAAAAACCUCUGGAUCUUCCGCGCACGCUCUCGGGUGAAUGGCUCCCCACCAGCUUUCCCUCUCGGAGACGGCGGGCUCGCCCGGUCUCUUAUCGGUCGCAGUUUAAGCAAAAGUACAUGGUCGAGUCGGCUUGGAAUAAAGGUGGCCGGUGUACCCAGCGCCAUAUCACGCCCGACCAGGGGGUGGUGACCAGUCUACAUCUCACCUCCAAGUAUAUUGUGGUCGCCUUGGAUAAUGCAAAGAUCCACGUAUACGAUACCAAUGGCGACAACCAGAAAACCCUCCAGGGCCACGUGAUGGGCGUCUGGGCGAUGGUUCCAUGGGACGAUAUUCUGGUUAGCGGCGGCUGCGAUCGUGAAGUGCGAGUGUGGAAUAUGGCAACAGGGGCGGGUAUCCAUCUACUCCGUGGCCACACAUCAACCGUGCGGUGUUUGAAAAUGUCCGACCGGAACACGGCCAUCUCAGGGUCUCGAGAUACGACCCUGCGCAUCUGGGACUUGGCGACGGGGACCUGUCGGAACGUCCUGGUCGGGCACCAGGCCAGCGUCCGAUGUCUCGCGAUUCAUGGGGACCUGGUGGUCUCCGGCAGCUACGAUACAACUGCACGGAUAUGGAGCAUUUCCCAGGGCCGCUGUCUGCGCACGCUGUCCGGCCAUUUCAGCCAGAUCUACGCCAUCACCUUUGACGGUCGCCGCAUUGCGACGGGCAGUUUGGAUACUAGUGUCCGCAUCUGGGACCCGAAUUCCGGACAAUGCCAUGCCAUCCUCCAGGGCCACACUUCGCUGGUCGGACAAAUACAGAUGCGCGGGGAUACACUGGUGACCGGUGGUUCGGACGGCUCUGUCCGCGUGUGGUCGCUCACCAAGAUGGCACCGAUCCAUCGACUAGCUGCGCACGACAAUAGCGUUACUAGUCUUCAGUUCGACCACACCCGGAUCGUCAGCGGUGGCAGUGAUGGUCGCGUGAAAGUGUGGAACCUGCAGACUGGCCAGCUACUGCGCGAGCUCUCCAGUCCAGCCGAGGCGGUCUGGCGGGUUGCCUUCGAGGAGGAAAAAGCGGUGAUUCUGGCGAACCGGUCUGGCCGCACAGUCAUGGAGGUGUGGUCGUUUUCUCCACCCCCAGAACACAGCGACGACGAUACUGCCGUGAUCGAAAGCGCCUCUAGUACUCCAGGCCUGGGCUCUUCCUCCACCGACGACACUGCCGAACUCGUUCUCAACCCGGGCCGGCACCGGACGAUUUUCUCAGACCCUCCACGGACGGUCCCUUUGGGCAGUGAUGGCGAUGAUCAGCCGAUGCCCGAUGCGCCCUCUUCUUGA
Molecule: messenger RNA, 2031 nt
Organism: Penicillium lagena
Lineage: Eukaryota; Fungi; Ascomycota; Eurotiomycetes; Eurotiales; Aspergillaceae
Product: F-box/WD repeat-containing protein
Exons: 4
Coding region: 1-2031 (676 amino acids)
Molecular function (GO): protein binding
Source: RefSeq, a predicted model, not a curated record